Hydatigera taeniaeformis is the source of this 300-nucleotide messenger RNA. The record is from the annotation of a GenBank genome assembly. NCBI's taxonomy places the organism in Eukaryota, Metazoa, Platyhelminthes, Cestoda, Cyclophyllidea, Taeniidae.
AUGCCCUUUGACCCUGCCUAUGAAGUGCCCAUGAAUCGAGUGAAGGUGGAGCGGCGUCUUGGUGAAGGUGCCUUUGGCCUCGUCUUUGGCGGCACAGCUGCGCACCUGCCUGGGGGCAUCGCCGGUCCCCUUCCUGUGGCUGUUAAGACUCUUCGAGCCAGCUCAUCCGAGGAUGAUGUGGUUGCCUUCGUGCAGGCGAUAGAAAUGAUGAAGUUCGUCGGCAAGCACGAGAACGUGAUUCAACUUUACGCAACCAGCAACUACGAUGGUGGGUUAAGAUCCAUUGUCCCAAUAAGAUGA